AUGUCCUCGACAGCCGACACUCAGGAGGCGGCCGGGCAGCAACCAGAGGCUGUGUCCGACUUCUCUCCCACUUUCAAGAUCUUAAACAAGGGGGAUUCGGCCAGGGACGGCUCUAACGACGGUCAAAUAUCGUCAUCGGAUGAUGAUGCUGCUGCUACUGAUUGCAUCCAAGUGUUGUUCCCUCCAACUCGGGAACAGCAUCAAGAAGAGGCACUUCAGGCAGGGCAAAUUUUCGAAGUUUUGAAUAAGAUUGGCGAUAUACGAUGGAUCGAUUUUUCGAACUUCCAUUUAGACCACACCGUUGUGGUUGUUUACUUCGAUCUUCGCGCUGCUCAACGAGCAUAUACUAGACUCAAUGAGGACUCUUCCAUAGUUGCAGAGUUUUACGACUCGAGAGCCUGUGCUUCGAUAAAUGCCUCUGUAGGGGCUCCCGGGCUGAAAUUAAAGCCCGCGACAGGACCUGAUAGAGCUGGAGGGUUACAUACUCCUGGUUCCUCUGGAGGCUCUUGUUCUGGAGCUCAGCGAGCUGCCAUGAUGGGGUACCAACAGCCACGAGUGGUCCCUGUGGAGAGUGGAAGCGGAUCUGUUGCGCCUCCUCCUGAGUUGCCAGAAAAAGCCUCUUGUGUAUCUGAGUCGGUGGGCAGCAGCCGCAAGUAUCCCAAAACAACUGCGGUUCCUAAUUCGCAGUUCGUGAUAGACUUGGGCAAAGUGGCGAGUGGUGCGGACCCACGAACGACUUGUAUGAUUCGGAAUAUUCCUAACAAGUACACCCAGAAGAUGCUCCUCAAGCUAUUCGAUUCGGUACCUAGCAUAUGCGGACAGUAUGACUUCUUCUAUCUGCCGAUGGAUUUUCGAAAUAAAUGCAAUGUUGGCUACGCCUUCAUUGACUUUUCUAACCCGCGAACAAGUAUUCCCGCGUUGGUACGGGCGCUCGAUGGUAAGAAGUGGGAGAGGUUCAACUCGGAGAAGAUAUGCAGAAUUACGUUUGCGAGACUCCAAGGCUCGAAGCAGCUCAUGGACCACUUCCGGACAUCUAGUGUAAUGCAGCAGUCAAACAAGCAGAUCAGACCAUGGUUCCAAAGGGAUCGUUCGGCUGGUCAUCAGCAGCAGCACCACCCUCAUAUGUCACAUUCUUCUGGGGACCGCUCGAGGCACUAUCAGCUCUCUGAGCCGGUUUUUGAGAGACCAACGACUUUGACUGCUGCAUCUAGUGACGCUGGUAUGAACUAUGAUAAUGCUUUGGCCGACCUCUGUGCGAUUGGGGAGCCUAGCCUCCUUGCUACAGCAUUAGCCGAGCUUCAGCGUAACGAGGAAGAUCCUUCGUCGGUGAUUCUGGACAACUUCCCUCUAGAAGGCUGGUCCGAUGCCGCUAGUUCUAUUGGAGGGUUCAGUGCUCCGGCCACCUACUUCUCGGGACAGCCUUGUUCGUCUGCUCUUCAGUUUGCCCAGGAUGCAUACAAUCAUUUGGAUUCCAGCCCACCACCUGGGUGGUCGGCCCAACCUGAUGAUAGAUGGCAGACCAACGGCACUGAGGGCAGAUUCAUGAAGUAGUUUAAAUUGCUUAACGGCUCUCGGAGGAGCUCAGUGAGCUCCUGAUUUGUUCUCAUUGUUGCCAUUCUCUAGAACUUCUCGUAUAUCUGUACUAUUAUGAUCUCCUUACCUUUACCAUACCGCCACAGUCUCUCCUUUCCCCCCGGAGCUCCUCUUCAUCGUCGUAAGUCCUUCUCCUGCUACUACUUCUACUAUCGCUAAAGAUGAUAAUGAUACUCACGCUCUCGCUCGAGAGGCCGCCCAAGGCCAGUUUGUGGGUUUUCGUAUAUCUUCAUUCUGCACUCUAUCGUGUUAAGCUGAUACCAUCAUUGUCGAUGUUGCCUAG
This is a messenger RNA of Perkinsus marinus ATCC 50983, 1876 nucleotides long. RefSeq lists its product as hypothetical. The record is from RefSeq and is a predicted model, not a curated record. Gene Ontology annotation, molecular function: RNA binding. The transcript has 13 exons. Bases 1 to 1551 code for a protein of 516 amino acids. Lineage: Eukaryota; Perkinsozoa; Perkinsida; Perkinsidae.